CGAGCAGGCCACGCCCCGCGUCCGUUCCGAUUGGCUCAAAGCCGGCGGCUCCGGUUCCUCAUUGGUCACCCCUUUCCCAUUGAAUCUCCUCCACCUUUACUUUGUCAAUUUCUGCGCUUUCAUUGAAUUGCGCUGCAAAAGCGGCAUCGACCUAAAGCCCGCAGCAAUCCCGGCACGACAACGUACGCUCCCGUCCCUUAACGGAUGAGGACUACAUCAGCGGGCCGGCUUAUUACCAAACGUUUGGACCGAAUACGCGCUUACGCUGGAAGAAGUGAGAACCGGCGCCGCGGGAGAGAGGUUUCCCGUCGCAGAAGCGUCACUUCUCUGUAGUUGGCUAAUGAUUUUUUUAUCAAUUCCCAACUUGUCUUAAUCCACCGAGGGCAAAACCCAGCGAUGUUAAGACUUCAGGACGCUCAUGAGAGUUUAAUUUCGUCGUUUUAUCUGUGAAUUUCGACACCAGGCGCGCCGCAACCGCUCACUGCGAGGAUUAAAAACCGAUAUUUGUGGUUUUAACGAAAGGAGGUACAAUGCCGGACCAGAUCACAGUCGCGGAGUUUGUGGCGGAGACGAAUGAAGAUUAUAAAUCGCCCACCGCCUCAAACUUCACCACUAGAAUGACUCACUGCAGGAAUACCGUAGCCGCACUGGAGGAGGCCCUCGAUGUGGACCGCAGUGUCCUUUACAAGAUGAAGAAGUCAGUUAAGGCCAUUUACGCCUCCGGUCUGGCUCACGUGGAGAACGAGGAGCAGUAUACUCAAGCUCUGGAGAAGUUUGGAGAGAACUGUGUGUACCGAGAUGACCCUGACUUGGGAUCAGCCUUCCUGAAGUUCUCAGUCUUUACAAAGGAGCUCACAGCUCUCUUCAAGAACCUGUUUCAGAACAUGAAUAACAUCAUUACCUUCCCAUUGGACAGUCUGCUCAAGGGAGAUCUGAAAGGGGUUAAAGGGGAUCUCAAGAAGCCAUUUGAUAAAGCCUGGAAAGACUAUGAGACGAAAGUCUGCAAGGGACAUUCUUUACUGAAAGGUUCUAAAAUCGAGAAGGAGAAAAAAGAGCACGCCCGACAGCACGGAAUGAUCCGGACGGAGAUCAGUGGAGCAGAGAUAGCGGAGGAGAUGGAGAAGGAGCGCCGUUUCUUUCAGCUUCAGAUGUGUGAGUACCUCCUCAAAGUCAAUGAAAUCAAGAUCAAAAAAGGUGUCGACUUGCUUCAGAAUCUCAUCAAAUACUUUCACGCACAAUGCAACUUCUUUCAGGAUGGUCUCAAAGCGGUGGACAACCUCAAACCCUCAAUAGAGAAACUCGCUACAGACUUGCACUCGAUCAAACAGGUACAGGAUGAAGAGCGCAGGCAGCUAACCCAGUUACGGGACGUGCUAAAGACCGCUCUGCAAGUGGAGCAGAAGGAGUCUAGGAGAGACUCGCAGGUUAGGCAGAGCGCCACCUACAGUCUGCACCAACCCCAGGGUAACAAAGAACACGGGACGGAGCGCAGCGGGAACCUUUACAAGAAGAGUGACGGGCUGAGGAAAGUGUGGCAGAAGAGAAAGUGCACGGUGAAGAAUGGUUAUUUGACCAUCUCGCACGGGACGGCUAACAGACCUCCUGCCAAACUCAAUCUUCUCACCUGUCAAGUGAAGCACAACCCAGAGGAGAAGAAGAGUUUCGACCUCAUCUCCCAUGACAGAACGUAUCAUUUCCAGGCGGAGGAUGAGCCGGAGUGUCAAAUAUGGAUCUCAGUGCUGCAGAACAGCAAGGAGGAGGCGCUCAACAACGCCUUUAAGGGUGACCAGCAUGUAGGAGAGAACAACAUUGUGCAGGAGCUGACCAAGGCCAUCCUGGGAGAGGUCAAGCGGAUGGCGGGCAACGACGUCUGCUGCGACUGCGGAGCUCCCGGCCCCACGUGGCUCUCCACAAACCUGGGCAUCCUGACGUGCAUCGAGUGUUCAGGGAUCCACCGGGAGCUGGGCGUUCACUACUCCAGAAUCCAGUCACUAACGCUGGAUGUUCUCAGCACCUCGGAGCUCUUGCUGGCCAAGAACGUGGGGAAUGCUGGGUUUAAUGAGAUCAUGGAAGCUUGUCUGACAGCGGAAGAUGUAAUCAAACCCAAUCCAGCCAGUGACAUGCAGGCGAGGAAAGACUUCAUCAUGGCUAAAUACACAGAGAAACGCUUUGCUCGUAAGAAGUGUCCAGACGCGCUGUCCAAACUGCACACGCUCUGUGACGCUGUGAAAGCCCGGGACAUUUUCUCUCUCAUACAGGUCUACGCUGAGGGUGUGGACCUCAUGGAGCCCAUUCCUCUGGCCAAUGGCCAUGAACAAGGUGAGACGGCGCUUCAUCUGGCCGUGAGGCUGGUGGACAGAACCUCCCUUCACAUCGUGGACUUCCUCACCCAGAACAGUUUAAACCUGGAUAAGCAAACGGCUAAAGGAAGCACGGCGCUGCACUACUGCUGCCUGACGGACAACAGCGAGUGUCUCAAACUGCUGCUCAGAGGAAAAGCCUCUAUCGACAUCGCUAACGAGGCUGGCGAGACGCCGCUGGACAUUGCCAGGAGACUCAAACACCUGCAGUGUGAGGAACUGCUGAACCAGGCGCUUGCUGGGAAGUUUAACGCUCAUGUGCACGUGGAGUAUGAGUGGAGACUUCAGCACGAAGACCUGGACGAGAGCGACGAAGAUCUGGACGGGAAGUCGAGUCCUCACCGGCGGGACGAGAGGCCCAUCAGCUGCUACACCCCGGGCAGUAAUUCCCUUCAGCCCAGUCCGGCCAGCCUGCCACGAGACGCUCGAGACAUGGUCAAAGACAAGCAGCGCUUUGUGCCCAACCUGGUCAACAACGAGACCUACGGGACCAUCAUCAACACCAACUCGCCGGUCGCCCUGUCCACCUCCGCUCCACCUCUGCCACCACGAAAUUUAGUUCAGCCGUCUGGUCUUGCUGGAAUGGCUCAGGGAUCUCCCGGCUGGAAACCUGGCUCCCUAGACCUGACCGGCAGGCAGCGAUCUUCCUCUGACCCCCCCAACAUGCAUCCUCCAGCGCCGCCCUUACGGGGCACAUCCACGUCCCUCCUUCUUCCCAGCGGAGCUCCUCAUUCUGUGUCUAAAACCGGCAGCAUGAUGGAGGCCAUGACCAUACAACCCAAACCCGGACAGGGGCCGCCCGCUCAGAACAUCGGCCGGGCUACAAGCGCGGACAAAACCUUCAGUAAAAGCACGCUGAUGCGCUCCGGAUCCAUCGAGAGACCGGGUAGAUGUCAGAGAAACCACGUGGACUCUAAAGAAGUUCCUGGAGGCUCCCAAAACGCCGCCGGUCAAGCUCUAGCUGCUACGCACAUGCCCAGAAAAACGUACCUGAGGCCGAAGCGCGUGAAGGCCUUGUAUAACUGCGUGGCUGAUAACCCCGACGAGCUGACGUUCUCCGAGGGAGAGGUGAUCGUGGUGGACGGUGAGGAGGACCAGGAGUGGUGGCUGGGCCACAUCGAGGGAGAGCCAAUGAGAAGAGGAGCAUUUCCCGUCACAUUCGUGCAGUUCAUCAUGGACUGAAGUUCAGAGAUCAUAGACACCGAGUCGGACCUCUCUGCUUCUGCGUGCUCUCACUGACCAUCAUCAUCUCCAUCAUCAUCGUCGUCCUCGUCCUCUUAGUCGCGAGGCUUGCGUCUCUAUCGAGCUUCCGAAAUCCCUGGCUUGAAUAUAACGGCUUCUUAGGCUCUUUGUUUUUGGUUUGUGGACCAGAUACGAUUCAAUAAAGGCACCUUUAACCUAAUCUAUCAUGACCACAAUUCCGACGACAAAAUGAAGGUUUUACUCCGAGAUCUUUCACGUCCUUAUUCAUUUUAGACGGAUGGCUCUGCAGCGUACUGUUGUUUUUUGAAGUACAUAGAUCUGUAAAUAUGGUCUUAUAUGUCCGCAUUCCAUGGUUGGCAAGGAAAGGCAGAAGGAUGAUCAAGAACAUUGCUGGCUUUUGAGGACUCGCUUGGAAAAAAGCUUCGUCAACGGUGCUAAACCAGGAAUAUGCUACGAGAGCCGUCUGUCCUCCGAUGUCCCCGUUUCACGCUACCUGCCCCAGUGCUGAGUGUAUAAAUAGGCCGCCCAUGGCUCGCACACGGGACAUAUCUGAAGUGCACUGUGUGGAUGAGAGACUGAGAAACAGACGGACACGAGAGUGCUUUGUGAUGGCUGAGGGACGUGGCGACCGAAUGAAAGUAAUCUUGACCCUGUGCCUGCUGGGAGACUGUCUGCACGAACACUCGGAGCAUCAAGGAGCUUUAUUUCUGUAUAGAUAUUUAUAAUUUGGAGCUGCCCUUCUGUGUUCUUGAUUUAGAUGCUCUUAUUGAUUUGAACGCUCUUGUGCAGGAGAGGCCUUGAGAGGUCUGUGGAACGCUGGCAUUAAUCAACCGAUCAACCAAAAAUGAGAAUAAGGUCAUUUCUUUACCCUCAUGUUCUUUCAAAUGCAUUUUUUUAAAUAACGGGAACUGUGGAGGUUGUGCACCAUAAUGAGCUUCAUGCUAGUUUCCUACAUUUCAAAUCUAAUGAAGUAACUACUGUAACUUUGUGUGAGGUAGAGAUCAUUUAAAUGGAUUUUUUUUAAAAGUUGUUAAAAACCUGUAUGAGUUAUUUGGAACACACAAGAUACAAUUAGAACCAAACAACAUUGGAGUCUAUUGACUUCUAUUGUAAAGACAAAAAUAACUUAUUUUGAAUAAUAAUAAUAAAGUCAUACAGGUUUGAAUGAGAUAGAAUUUACAUUUGUGUGUAAACUACACUCAGAGUCUUAGUAACUAAAACUGAGCUUGUGGUUUAAUAUCUCAUUCAGAUCAGAUAUGCUCUGGCAAGACAUGCCAAACCAGUUUUAUGAAAAGCAAACUUUAUAAACAACUUAUGUCAAACUUGGCACAACAUGCAAAGUUUGCAUGAGAUUUAUGCUUAAAGGGGAAGAUAUUGAGUGAAUAAUAUUUUUACCCAUUUUUUUUUGUUUUGUUUUUAAUCUCAACAUAUGAGUUCUGGGUACAUGCAGAUUAGCACAAAAAAUUAAUUUUUUAAAAGCUUGACAGGUUUGUUGCCAUUAUGGGAAAAGGCACCCGUGGCAUUUUUAAAUAUUAAUCCUGGCUGGUUCUGUGGAAGAUAAAAAGGUUUGAAAUAUGAAGGUAAGCAAAUGGAUGUGAGCAUUUUCAUUUCUGGGUGACCUGUCCUUUUUAAAACGCUCUUACCUUUCUUCAGCGUGCACAACAGUUACAUAUUGAAUAGAGUUUUACCUCAAAAACCUAGUCAUUUUGAACAAGAAUCCUGUCUCUCCGCCAACCGGGAGGAUGUUCCCAGAGUCUCCCAGCUUUGGUUGGCCAGAUGGGUGUUCCCUGCACCAGUAAUAACUCUGCGCCUCUCUAAUUGUAUUCCAUAGGAAAUUAAAAUCCCUCAUGUCAUUUUCCCUCGACACUUCUCUUAAUCCUUUCUAAAGCUUUGAAAUGCUCAUCCGUCUGUAACUGUGUGCAGGAGCGCCGCGGCGGAGCGUUUUGUGUCAGUGUUUGAUGUGGUUGCAGAGCAACUUAAUAGAGUCUGUUAUGUAACUUUUAAUUACAGUCAUGUUAGUCUUGAUUGAGCUUGGACCAGAGUGACCUGUAACUCGGGCAGUGCUUGGAUGUAAUUAUCCGUGUUUAGCUCCCUGUAUAGAGUCGGCACCUGGGCCGGCUGUGAUUGUAGAUAAAUGUAGACUUUGCUUUGUGCAUAUUUAAUUGUAAACAGAGAGCUGAACUGAUAAGGUUUUGACGUAUUGUUAGAUAAGACUGUUACAGUACACUUUUAACUAAGAUGAAAACCACCUCUAUUCACCUGUUUACCAUAAACUCCAUUGAUGCUAAUAUAUAAAUAUAUACAUACGCGUUCAAAUAAAUGGGAAAACUGGAAUUAAAAAUGGA
This is a messenger RNA of Puntigrus tetrazona (Sumatra barb), 5908 nucleotides long. It is a transcript of the gene asap2a, whose product is annotated as ArfGAP with SH3 domain, ankyrin repeat and PH domain 2a. Gene Ontology annotation, cellular component: cytoplasm. Gene Ontology annotation, molecular function: protein binding; GTPase activator activity. The record is from RefSeq and is a predicted model, not a curated record. The coding region runs from base 531 to 3542 and encodes 1003 amino acids. The transcript has 30 exons. Gene Ontology annotation, biological process: positive regulation of GTPase activity. NCBI's taxonomy places the organism in Eukaryota, Metazoa, Chordata, Actinopteri, Cypriniformes, Cyprinidae.